Messenger RNA from Lepidothrix coronata (blue-crowned manakin), 722 nucleotides. RefSeq names its product Tctex1 domain containing 2 (gene DYNLT2B). Gene Ontology annotation, biological process: microtubule-based movement. Gene Ontology annotation, molecular function: dynein intermediate chain binding. Gene Ontology annotation, cellular component: cytoplasmic dynein complex; cytoplasm. The record is from RefSeq and is a predicted model, not a curated record. NCBI's taxonomy places the organism in Eukaryota, Metazoa, Chordata, Aves, Passeriformes, Pipridae. The coding region runs from base 65 to 529 and encodes 154 amino acids. The transcript is spliced from 6 exons.
GCGGCGGAAGCGGCGGGGGUUGUCCCGGUAACCCAACGCCGGGAAGGCUGCGGGGGCCGCGGCCAUGGGCGAGCUGGGCCCGGACGAUGGGGCCGGCAACACCUACAGCCUUCGGCCCGGCCUCCAGCACCGAUUCAAAUCGUCCUCAGUAAAAGAAUGCAUCCAUGCGAUACUGAAGGAGAAGCUGGCCAAUGUACAGUACAACCCAGAGGAAAUGCCUGAGCUUACAAAGUCCUUAUCAGAGACAAUAAAAGACAGACUGAAAGAGGAGGGAUAUGACAGGUACAAAAUGGUGGUGCAGGUUGUGAUUGGAGAACAGAGAGGAGAAGGAGUGAACAUGGCCGCGCGAUGUUUCUGGGAUGCCGACACUGACAGCUGUGCUCACGAUGUGUUCAUGAAUACACCUGUGGGAGUGUGGAUGGAGGAAAGUGAGGCAGUUCUGGCAUUCAGAUGCACUGACCUGGGUUACACCAAAAGUGAGGACAGCUUGUUUUGUGUGGUAGCUGCAUUUGGCUGCUUCUACUAUUGAAGGUGGCAAACAUUGCACAGAGUUGGAGGAGGAAGCUUUGCUUUGGGGUAUUUUUUGUUAAAGUGCACUAAAGCAUCAUGUUCUUCCUGUAGUACCUAAGAAAAUAACAGCUAUACAAAGCACGUCCUACACCUGGUCUACACACUACAACAUUCCUUCUUCCUUGUGGAUAUCAAUAGAGCUUUAAGCACAA